Molecule: messenger RNA, 1163 nt
Organism: Notolabrus celidotus (New Zealand spotty)
Lineage: Eukaryota; Metazoa; Chordata; Actinopteri; Labriformes; Labridae
Product: sepiapterin reductase-like
Exons: 3
Coding region: 102-896 (264 amino acids)
Biological process (GO): tetrahydrobiopterin biosynthetic process
Molecular function (GO): sepiapterin reductase (NADP+) activity
Source: RefSeq, a predicted model, not a curated record
ACCGGGAGAUGGCGAUGUUUACACCGCAGCUAUGUAACCCAUGAAGAAGGAGAGAACUGGUUCAUCGACUGUUCAGUUUUUCUUUCCAAUUUUUCUGCACCAUGUCCUCCACAGACCUGGGCCGCGCACUCUGCAUCAUCACCGGGGCCUCCAGAGGCUUCGGCCGGGCCGUAGCGGUGCAGCUCUCCCGGUUGGUGAAGCCGGGCUCGGUGCUCCUGCUGGCGGCCCGCUCCGGGGACGAGCUGCGGGCUCUGCAGGAGGAGCUGGCCGGGUCAGAGGCAGGCAGAACCGGGGUGAAGGCUGUGUGUGUGGAGGCUGAUCUAGGACAGAAGGAGGGACCGGAGAGAGUCCUGAAGGCUGCUGCAGAGGCUUCUUCUGAGGAGAUAGAGCACCUGAUACUGAUCAACAACGCAGCCUCUCUGGGUGAUGUUUCCCGCUUCUGCAAAGACUUCACCAACAUGGCUGACAUGGACUCCUACCUGUCUUUCAACUUCAGCUCCUGCCUCUGCCUCACCGCCGGCGUCCUGCAGAGGUUUCCAAAGAGACCGGGUCUGAAGCGGACCGUGGUGAACGUGUCCUCAGUGUGCGCCCUGCAGCCGUUCUCCUCCUGGGUGCUGUACUGCAGCGGGAAGGCCGCCAGACACAUGAUGUUCAAGGUGCUGGCUCAGGAGGAGCCGGACCUCAGGGUGCUCAGCUAUGGUCCAGGUCCGAUGGGCACGGCCAUGCUCGAUGAGGGUCGGUUCAGAACAGCUGACCCUGCCCUGAAGAAUUUUAUCUCAGGGAUUUACACUGAGGAGAAGCUCAUCACCUGCGAGGAGUCCAGCUCUAAGAUGAUGAAGCUGCUGCUCAAGGAUGAAUACACAUCAGGAGAUCAGAUAUCCGUCUACGACGUGUAGAGUCAGCAGUCAUGUUCAAAGUGCCUUAAUGUUACUUUAAACUUUAUUCUGGACACUGAUAUGUUUAUAAUUUUGAUGGUGACAACAAAGCAACUUUCACAGACACAGAGACGUGCCUUCAUUGAAUCAUACCUUGAUGACACUUAAAGGGACUGAGAGUUUGCUGUGAGGCGUCCAAAGCUCUUGUUACUUUUGGUAACAACAAAGCAACUUUAUCUUGAAUUUUAAGAUGAUUUGAUUUUUCUAUUAAACUGAUUUUAUAUAAUA